AUGUACCGAAAGGGUAGGGUGAUAGGAGUAACGGUGGAAGAUCUGGCGGGUACGAAAGGUAGUCACGUGCUAUUUAGGGCAGGCUUCACCGUAUCACCCUUACGCUUACAGUUUACUAUACACGCCGUUAGUGGUCUUCCCUCUCUUGAACGAUGUGAGGCAGCUACGAUGAAUGUAAUCCAGAUGGAUCCAGCGUGCGGCAACCCUAACCAGGAAUUCCUAAUUCCACUCAAAACGCCACCCGAAAAUUCCAACGAAGAAAUGUCGGUUCUCGAAUGCAGCAGCAAUCGCUGCUUUUUUCGCACUAGUCGUCAUCGUUGCAAGAAGCAUAUUACGGAAGGCCGCUAUCUCGUGAGGUCAAUCCAUAUACUGGGGCCUGAAGUGGGGUGUGCCAUGGCGACUUGUCUUUUCGAUGUCGCUGCGGAUGCUGGACUUCGAACAUGUCUCGCCGCAAGGCCAGAAGAACGGUAUCGUAACUUGGGAUCUACCAAAGCAGGCAUCCUAGUUUUGUUGAAGCAUUUCGCAAUACUUCCAGAUGGCACCGACGAACAGCUCUCCCAUAUCUGA
Messenger RNA from Guyanagaster necrorhizus, 567 nucleotides. RefSeq lists its product as uncharacterized. The coding region runs from base 1 to 567 and encodes 188 amino acids. NCBI's taxonomy places the organism in Eukaryota, Fungi, Basidiomycota, Agaricomycetes, Agaricales, Physalacriaceae. The record is from RefSeq and is a predicted model, not a curated record. The transcript is spliced from 3 exons.